This is a messenger RNA of Pogona vitticeps (central bearded dragon), 903 nucleotides long. NCBI's taxonomy places the organism in Eukaryota, Metazoa, Chordata, Lepidosauria, Squamata, Agamidae. The record is from RefSeq and is a predicted model, not a curated record.
GCGCAGGCUAAAAACAGUAUAAAAGGCGCCGCUGGCCAAAGGGUGGUUCUGAGCCAAGAGCAGCUUCUCUAAGUCUCCUGGCGGUCUCUGUUGAAGGCAAGGUCACAUCUAAGCUUUCAACAGGGGGUCUCCCUUGAUUCCAAGACGGCUGUCCUGAUCUAUUGGUGAAGGCUUGCCUGACUGGCUGGAAACGGUCAUAGGAGCUGACCCACACCCUUCAGAGAAAGUGUCAACGAGAGCUGAAGCACUAAGAAGAUGUCUCCAGUGGCCUACGUCAGUCUUGGUCUCUUGGGCUGCCUCCUGGCUGGACCUUGUUUGGAAGGUGUCCAGGCUGCCAGCUGCCCUGUCAACUGGCUGGACUACAACGGGCACUGCUACGGCUACUUCUCCCAGGAGGUGAACUGGAACAGGGCAGAGGCCCUGUGCCAGCGCAGCGGGGGCCACCUCGCCUCCAUUCUGGAUAGAAACGAGCACCAGGCCAUCGCCGACUUCCUGCGACAGGCCCAGGGGUGGGAUGAUGAGGACGUCUGGAUCGGACUCUCCAUUCCUGCCCAGGUGAGUGAGGGCAGCCUGCGCCCCGGCCCCGCUGGGGCUGCCCCUUUCUGGCGCGCGCCCCUCUGCCUUCCUCUUCCAGGGUUCAUGCUGUGGGAUGAGGACUCCUGCUAUGACCGGAACCCCUACCUCUGCAAGAUGUAGGCAAGACGCUCUCGGCGGAUGGACAGUAUUCAUCCGGUGCUCCAGUGCAGACGGUGCCCUCCUCGUCCUGGACGGGUGCCUGGAGGCUCCGCACCUGAGAUUUACGGCUUGCACACCUCAGGCAAACCUCUCUGCUCUUCCUUCUCACUUGGCACUGCACACCCAGUCUCGUGGUAUCCAAAAUAAACAGCUUUAAGCACAAAGAAA